AUAACUGCAUUCAGUUCAAGAGAAAGAUCUCUUCAUUUUUCAAGCUACAUUGAUCAUUUCUUAGUCAGUUGCACUUCUUCUACUUCGUUUUGGUAUCUCUGUUGUGUUUUCUUUCAACCCUUUAUGGUGUUGAUGUGAAAACAGAGGUGGGGUUGUUGAAUUUUCUGUUUCUGUGCAUUUCUGGUUUCUGGGUGUAGCGUUGAUUCUUUUUUUUCUUUUUUUUGAUCGAGAUUGAAGUUUCAGUGUUGGGAUUCAGGGCAAUUGAAUUUGGGUUUUUCUGCUAGUGUUGAAAUAUUGGAGUUUUGGGGAAGGAUGUUUCGUUGGCUGAAAAGGAUUGUAUCAGUUUGUUGCCGACCUUUAAGUCGAUAUGUCGGUUUGAGCAGCGGUGUUGUGGUAGGUGAAGAUUACCCAGUUCUAUGGCAUAGAGACCUUAUGAAACAUUCAUGUGGGGAGUUCUCUUUUGCUAUGGCACAGGCUAAUCAAGUAUGUCUAGAUUAUGGUCACGUUGAACAAGGUCGUGAAGGUACCUUUGUUGGAGUUUAUGAUGGCCAUAGUCGCCUUGAUGCUUCAAGAUUUGCCUGUGAUAACCUUAGCCGCCAUUUAAUAACGCUUGCUCGAGAAAAUGGAACAAUAGAUGAAGAAGUCCUUAAUAAUGCCUUUGCUGCAACUGAAGAUGGCUUCCUUUCCAUUGUGGAAAGGGAAUUUCAUGGUGAUCCAGGAAUUGCGUCAACAGGGUGCUGCUGUCUGGUUGGUGUUAUCUGGAAAAGGAGAUUAUAUGUUGCUAACCUGGGGGACUCUAGAGCAGUAUUAGGUCAUAUAGGAAGAUUCAACAGGAUUCUUGCUGAGCAAUUGACUAAUGAUCAUCAUGUCAGGAUCAAGGAGGUCAGGGAUGAACUGAGAGCUCUGCACCCAGACAAUCCAAACAUUAUGUCUCGUGUCAGAGGAACAUGGCAUGUUAACGGCAUUAAACAGGUAACUAGAGCAAUUGGAGAUGCAUUUCUGAAGAAGCCAGAAUUUGCUCUUGGUGCUGAACCUCUUACGGGGGCAGUAAUUAGAGCUGAUCCAUCUGUAUCUUCAAGAAACUUACAACCAUGCGAUAGAUUUGUUAUAUUUGCUUCUGCUGGGCUGUGGGAUCUCUUAAGCAACGAAGAGGCUGUACAAAUUGUGCAUACCUACCCUAGAGAGGGCAUAGCUAGAAGACUUGUUCUAUUAGCCAUGAAUGUGGCGGCACGUGCAAGAAAGAAGUACUAUGACCUUAUGAAUCAUGACAAACAUGUCAGGAGGGCCUUGCAUGAUGAUAUAACAGUCGUGGUCAUCUUUAUAGAUCACGAGAAGCUGAAUGACGAAUUAACUGUGCCUGGAAUGUCAGUUCAAGGAUUUGUAGACACUCAUCGACCAUCACAUUUCAAUAUUGAGCAAGAGGUUGCUACAGAGUCUGGAGUCACAGAGACCGAACCCACAGAAACCGAAAGCUCAGAGACCGAACACACAGAGAUCGUACCCACAGAGACCGAAAGCUCAGAGACCGAAUCCACAGAGACCGAACUCACUGAGACGGUAUAACAAGUUGUUUGCACUUGUUCUUUUCUAGGGAAGCCUGGAUCUCCCAUUUUGAUAUACAGUCCAGAUGAACAGCAAGACUAUUAGGUAUACAAAUGGUCAUGGGCAAAUUUUUGAUUGUACAAAGACAUGCUGAGGAAAUUACCUCCUAUUGUAAGGCCAUAAAAGUUGGCACUGUGAUCGAAAAAAGAAAUACAUUCUGUAUACAGAUUCUUGUCUUUCGAAGA
This is a messenger RNA of Solanum pennellii, 1787 nucleotides long. Its product is annotated as probable protein phosphatase 2C 43. The record is from RefSeq and is a predicted model, not a curated record. Gene Ontology annotation, biological process: protein dephosphorylation. Gene Ontology annotation, molecular function: protein serine/threonine phosphatase activity. The transcript is spliced from 4 exons. NCBI's taxonomy places the organism in Eukaryota, Viridiplantae, Streptophyta, Magnoliopsida, Solanales, Solanaceae. The coding region runs from base 313 to 1563 and encodes 416 amino acids.